AUUUUUGUCAGUUAAAAUGUCUAGCACUAAAUUAAGAAGAUUAAGUUAAUUAGAGGGGGAAGGAUCAAAAUUAAAAAGAUUUAAUGUGCUCUAUCCAAAAACAAUAAUUUAAUAGCAUGUUUUAGAUAUUAAAAGAGAAAAGGAACUUAAAAAAUAAAAGAGAUUAGAAUUGCAAGAAUAAUAGUAAAUAUUUUUGGGUUUAGUAGAAAGAAUACCAUUUUGUCUACAUGUAAAAAGAGUGUAGGUUCAACCAAUAAAUCAAAAUAGAGUUAAAGAAGAUUAAUUAGUUCAAUGAAUAAUAAUUUACUAACCUUUAAGACUCCUACAUCAAGGCUAUAAGAUUAUAACACCCGUAUGUCAUCAAGAUUAUCAUCAAAUUCUCAUUAUGAAGGAGUGAAGCAAAUAUUCUUAAAAACAAAUUUCAAACGACCUAAAUAUCAGGAAUAAUAAUUAAUAAUUGUAGAUCCUUAUAUAGAAAAUAAAGAAAAUUUUUAAAAUGUUUACAAUCUGAGACCAAAUCGAACUAUUGAUAAAUUAGUUACAAACAGAAAAAAGAGUUAUAGUACUAAUAAGAAUUUUCUACUAAAGUCUCCAAAAUCACAUACAACUUUACUUAGUGUAAGAUCAUUAAAUUUUUUAUGAAGUG
This is a messenger RNA of Paramecium sonneborni, 646 nucleotides long. The record is from the annotation of a GenBank genome assembly. NCBI's taxonomy places the organism in Eukaryota, Ciliophora, Oligohymenophorea, Peniculida, Parameciidae.